This is a messenger RNA of Sphaeramia orbicularis (orbiculate cardinalfish), 4357 nucleotides long. RefSeq lists its product as uncharacterized. The coding region runs from base 1 to 885 and encodes 294 amino acids. Gene Ontology annotation, cellular component: plasma membrane. Gene Ontology annotation, biological process: neuron projection extension; nervous system development. The transcript has 6 exons. NCBI's taxonomy places the organism in Eukaryota, Metazoa, Chordata, Actinopteri, Kurtiformes, Apogonidae. The record is from RefSeq and is a predicted model, not a curated record.
AUGAUCUUCUUCACAGAUCCAAACCCAGCGUCUCAGAGCAACUCCACCUCAGAACCAUCAGAACCAGAACAACAGCGAAUGGAUAAAACAGACGAGACGACGGUGCUUCAGAUCAAAUAUAAGAACAAAGACGAUCUGGAAUCAGGACAUCUGACGCGUAAAACGGGCAGAACGAGCAGGACCGGGAUCCGCAGAGCCGGACCAGGACCGGGACCAGGACGAGGCCGACGCACCGAGGACACACACACCGACAGCCGGGAGGAGGAGACACAGGAGCUCGGCCAGGACCAGGACCCAGACCGGGACCGGGACCAGGACCCGGACGCACCGACGCACGGGCCGCCGCGGCGCCGGUUGGAUGUAGCUGUUUGCGGGUGUUUUGCGCGGAAUGUGCGGCUGCGCUCCAACUUUCUGAAUCUCUGCUCUCAUGGUGAGAGGAGGAGGACGCAGAGGAUGGGAGGAACCUGGUCCUGCAAAUGCCUCGGAGUCCUUCUAGCUCUACACAUAGUCUCUGUGUUACAGACGGUGUUGGUCAGUGCUGGUCAAUGUGACUCGGUGUUUAAAGGUUUCUCCGACUGUCUGUUGAAGUUGGGGGAUAACAUGGCCAACUACCCCCAGGACCUGGACGACACCGAGAACCUGCACAAGAUCUGCUCUUACUGGGAUAACUUCCACUCCUGUGCCACGACGGCACUGGCCGACUGCCAGGAGGGGGCAACGGACCUGUGGGAGAAGCUGAAAAAGGAGUCCCGCAACCUGGAUUUCCGUGGGAGUUUGUUUGAACUCUGUGGCGGCAGCAACGGCGCCCCCAGAUCCGCCGGUGCCGGGGGUGUGGCCGUGCUCCUAGCCUCGCUGCCCACCAUACUGACUUGGCUGGCGUUUUAACAGAAACAAGGAAAAAAUAAAAACACAAAGCGACGAGAAAAGAAGAAAAAAAGGAAAAACACAAGUGAAAAAAGAAAAUAUGAAACAAGUGAAAGCUCCUCUUCAACACUGAAAAAACGACUUUGACGAGUCUGAAUUCAUCACCUUAAAACUACACCCAAAAUGGAUUUGUACUUCGACAUCAGCGCACGGCGGCCUGGUUCGCCUCCGGGGGGCGUCGGCAGGACGUCCUCCUGGAGCGCUCAUCCAAUCACAUUCUGACCUGACCCGGAGGUCGAUAACAUGAAAUAUUCAACAAGCUGUUGAGCUGAAAUGAUGACAAUGAUGAAAAUUUGAUGGAUCCUCGCCCGCUUACAAUCGUGGAAUUACACAGUAUUAAAGUCAACCAUGAAUUAUUGAUGUUCAGUAGGCGAAGCCCAGACACUGUGUGACUGCUGCUGCUGCUGACACAAUAUCAGGCUAUAUAUUAGAGUUUCCAUAUAGCCUAGGGUACAUGUGUAACGCCAGGCCCAGCUUAACUCCACUAAAUCGAUAAAACAAGCCGAGGCCUUGAGCCCAUUUCAGACCAGUCGCCUCAUUUCCAUCGCGGACACUUUCCCUUUUUUAUGGAGUUGACUCUGGUGGGUUUGAUGGACUGGAUGAUGGGGAUGUAACCUUUGUAUUCUUAUGGACUGUUUGUUGUGCUCAGGCCACGGUCACACCAGCCUUCAUCACAGCAUCAUUUUGCGCUGAAUGUGCUUAGUUUGAGUGUUGUCAUUGAACUGGUUGAUAUGAAGUCAUCUCCAGGCAGGGGUCAGGCCAACAGGAGACAUCCGGCAUUGCCAAAAACCUCAACAGUAUUAACCUUUUGACCCAUAAGGCCUGGCUUGCAGUUAGCUGUGAGUCAGCAGUAGAAGGCGGUCACUGAACGACCACUGCAGAAGUGUGUGUGCAGGUUUCUGGUGUGACCGUCGCCUUGAUGCUCCUCACCGAGCUCUGAGGUGCAGGGAUGUAGCUACAAGUAUAAAGCCUGCUUUUCAUCAACACUUUAGACUGAUGUUAUUCUGCAUGAUGUCACCUCAGACAGUCUGAAAACAUUUCAGGAAAUGAGCACAAACUCAUUGAAUGCUCUUUAAAAUGCCAAGCAAAGACAUUAACCUUUCGGUCCAUUGAUUGUUAACAACUUAACAGCAACAAUGCAGCACUGCACAUUGAGUCCACAUUCAAUAUGACCGUUUAACACCCCCCAGCUAUAAAAAACACAGAUAACUUACCCGACUGGAGAAAUCAAUACUGGGAUUUAGUUUAAAGCGUAAUAGACAUGGACAUGGGUUAGCUAAUACUAGCAGCAGCUAAAAAGAUUUACCGAGGGUUGGCUAGUGUUCCAGUUAACAGAUAAAACAUAUUUAUUGAAGUUUAGCAAGAAGGACAGAAUGACUUAGAGGCUAAAACCUACUGAGUUCAGUCAGCUAAUAGAUGACUUUAGUUGCUAACAAAGGAUCACGUUAGCUAACAUUAAUUUCAGUAGUUAACAGUUCAAUAUCCAAAACAGACAGAGAUGGGUGAGCUAACAUUCCAGUUCAGCUGUGGACCUUAUAGUGUUCUGUUACCUAACAGGAACUAGAUAAACCAGAUCGAUGGAUGGGUUAGCUAGUGGUCCAGCUAACAGCUAAAACAUAUCUGAGGCCAGCAAAUAGAAUGAGUUAGAAAUUAAACCCUACUGAGUCAGCUUAGCUAACAUUAAAUUAAGCAGUUAGCUAGUGGUUCACUUAGCUAAAACAGACAGAGAUGGUUAAGCUAACAUUUCAGUUUAGAUGUAUAUCUUAUUGUGUUAUAUUAAUGCUAAAAAUGACUUUAGCUGUCAAUAAGUGAUCAAAUUUAGUAAGUGAAGUCUUUAUUCAGCUAGUGGUUCUGUUAGCAGCUAAAACAGAAUUACUGAGGUGCACAAACACAACAGGAUGAGUUAGAUGCCAAAAACUGCUGAGUCAGGUUAGUAAACAGCUGACAUUAACAAAACAUUCAGUAUUUUCAACAGAUUAGCAAAAACAGAGUGGUGAGUGGGUUAAACUUGCAGUUUAGUGGUGUAUUUUGUUGUGGUAACUAACAGAGGGUAGAUAAACAAGAGGAACAUGGUUUAGCCAGUGGUUAGCUGCUAAAGCGUAGUCAGGUGAGUAAGUUAGGAGUGAAAACUGCCAAAUGAGUGUAUAAUCAGGUUAGCUAACAGUUAAGUAUUCAUCAGAGAAUAGUUAGCUGUUCAGCUAACAGGCAAGCUAAUAGUUCAGUUACCAGCUAAAACAUAUUUAUUGGUAACAAGUCAGAAGCCAAAACUUGAGUCAGAUUUGUCAAAAGUGACUUUAGCAACUAGCCUAAUGUCUGAUCUGGUGAGCUAACAUUUAAAUUAAUCUGUUAUGGUGGGUUAUGCUAGGUUAUAUGGUUGGCAAACAGAGAAGUAGGUUGGCUAACAUAUCAAUUUAGCAGUCUAGGAUUAUGUUAUGUUAGAAGACCGAUAACCAACAUGGAAAUGGGUUAGCUAGCAGUUCAGAUGGCAGCACACAAACAUAUUCAAUGAGAUUAGAAAGGUUAGCUAACAGUUACAUUGUUAGAACAUGCAAUAGUUUACAUUAGGUUAGCUAGCAUUUCAGUUCAGCUGGAUCUGUCAUGUUAGCUAACAAUUCAGUUGCUAAGAGCUAAAUGGACUCCAGGUCAUCACAGUUUGAGUUCAACGUGUUUAAGUCAGUAGAUGCGGAAAUAUUUGCCUUUUCUCGCGUCAAACAGUUACAUCCAAGCUCAUUUCCUGAAGUUGUAUUAGAACCAAAGUUUGAAUGUGAAGCUGUUAAAAGGCCGAUGGAGACUCUCGAAGCUCAUUGGAUUUAACGUUCACCAUGUGUUUGUCUCGCCACAUCCCUGCCCAGCAGAACCAUGGGUUAGAAAUGCAGCAACGGUUCAUUUCCGAAAAGCCGACAGCAAUACGAAGAUGUGACUUUAUGGCCAGUGUAGCUUAAAAAAAAAAACAGAAAACAUCAAACCGUGGCUCUAGAGUGAUAUGACUGUUGCAUUUAGCACAUCCCCCUUUUCAUUCGCCACUGAGUCAUACUAGACAACCUUAGGUGAUAUAUUUUAGUCUGUAUGUUAGAUUAAAAAGCUGAGUCCCGACAGUACAGUAGCAUCAUAAACUACAUAAAUACAGUAAAUAAAUCUGAGGAGGGUGUUUAUUUCUUUGCUUAAGGCACAGAUGACGUUUUCACUGCCUUCUGACAAAAAGAUGUGUACUUCUGUUUGUUUGUUAGUUGGUUUGUCUCUUUGUUUGUUUAUGGGGAUGUUGCGUAACUAAAAGAGUUUUAAAAAAUGGAGGUACUCCAGAAAUCAUCUAACAAGAGAAUAUGUAUAUCACAGGAUUUUGAGAAAAUAAAAAUAAAGAAGCUCUAUUAUAGAUAGUCUAUCCCAGACAGUUUUAUCACCAGAUUGAUACUUUACAGAUUAUAGUCCGAGAUAU